Messenger RNA from Hyaena hyaena (striped hyena), 1545 nucleotides. It is a transcript of the gene TNFSF9, whose product is annotated as TNF superfamily member 9. Bases 298 to 1233 code for a protein of 311 amino acids. Gene Ontology annotation, biological process: positive regulation of cytotoxic T cell differentiation; immune response; positive regulation of activated T cell proliferation. The transcript is spliced from 3 exons. The record is from RefSeq and is a predicted model, not a curated record. Gene Ontology annotation, cellular component: plasma membrane. Gene Ontology annotation, molecular function: tumor necrosis factor receptor binding. NCBI's taxonomy places the organism in Eukaryota, Metazoa, Chordata, Mammalia, Carnivora, Hyaenidae.
AAGACAGACUGAGAGACUAAGAAACUGAAAAUCAGCGAGUCGGAGACCUAGAGAGACAGGGAGAGCCGCGGAGAGACGGAGGCAGACGCACGGAAAUAAUGAGGCCGAGAGAUGGAAAGGUCCGUUGCGCCCUCCUACGCGGUCAGAUAGAGCGAGAGAGGCUCCGAGGAAAGAGGCGCUGCAGAAUUAGAGAGACCCCCGGGAAGCCGGGGCAUCACCCGGGAGACACACCCGGGAGAGAAAGAACUAGGGACGAAGAGGAAAUGGCGGGGUAGACCUCGGAGGGCCAGGAAGGAGAUGGAGAGUGGAGAUUCAGAGAAGAGAAAGUUAGGGAAACUUCGCACGGAAGGCCGAGGGGGCGGGACGCCGGGAUCCCCACCCGCCCCGCCCCGGAAAACGCGACUUCCGGAUUGCUAUAAAGCGCGGGGCCCCGGGCCGGGCUGCAGCCGCCCGCCGCCGGCCAUGUGCCCCCACACCGACGCCGUCCGGGACCCCGAGGCCCAGCGGCCGCCCGCGCCCCACGGCCCCGCCUGCCGCCCGCUGCCCUGGGCCCUGGGCGUCGCGCUGGUCCUGGCCGCAGGCACCUGCGCCGCCUGCUGGGUCAGCACCUGGGUGGCGUCCCAGGUCCCCACGACGGCCAGCCCCGGGCUCCCCGCCGCCCCCGAGCCGCCGCCCGACGCCCACGCCCGCCUCCCCGACUCUCGGCAGGCCGUGUUCGCGCAGCUGGUGGCCCGAGAUGUACAGCUGACUGAAGGGCCCCUGCGCUGGCACAGCGACCCAGGCCUGGCAGGGGUGUUCCUGGGGCCCGGCCUGAGCUACGAUGAGCACACGCGGGAGCUGAUGGUGGCUGAGCCUGGCGUCUACUAUGUCUUCUUGAACCUGAAAGUGCAGCGGGUGGUGUCCGGCGGUGGCUCCGGCUCAGUCUCCGUUGCGCUGCACCUGCAGCCGCUGGGCACUGGGGCCGCAGCCCUGGCCCUGACCUUGGACUUGCCAUCUCCAUCCUCCUCGGACUCAGCAUCCGGCUUCCGGGGCAGCCUGCUGCACCUGGGUGCAGGCCAGCGCCUGGGAGUUCACCUGCGCGCAGAGCGGGGGGCACACCCUGCCUGGCAGCUCGCCCAGGGUGCCACGAUGUUGGGCCUUUUCCGAGUGGCCACCAAAGUCCCUGCCGGACUCGCCUUGCCGCCGUGGCCCGCUGACACUGGGCCUGGGCACCCCUUGCUGGACACAGAAUGAAUGCUGCCUUCUUUCACUGGGGCUCUUGGUGACGCCCGGCUACUCUACCUCACCCGGCUUGGCAGGGGUCCCCGCUGCUGACCCCCUCCUCGAGGACUCUCCAAGUCUCUCUCCCCUUCCUGCCCCAAGUCGAACUCUUGGUAUUUAUUCUGAGCCUGAGCUCAACGAUGUACUUUAUAUUAAUCCAUUCAGUUUAUAUUUAUUGAGCAUCUAUAUGGCGGGCCCUGUGCAGGGCUGGAGAAACAUCAGCAAACAAAACAGGAAAAAAAAACCUAUUUAUGUUAAUAUGUGAGAAAUAAAGACUCCUCCGCA